AUGGCAGCCAAGAAAAUUAGCUUCAUCAGCAUUUAGCUUUAUCCUUUUAGAUUAUCUGUAUUUGAGGCCAUGUAAUGUUUAACAGAGGAAAACAGCAGUGUGAGUAAAGCAACAAGAAAGAGCACAAUCCAUGCAAGUGCAGGAGCUUCUGAAUGCAAUUAGUUGAAAAGUAUGAUGAAGGCCAUCCUCCUGCUAUACUUGCUGUUGGCCAUCCUUUACCCUGCAGUCCCCACCGUGAGACAGACUGACCAUCACAAUGAAGAGCCCAAGGUAACUCACCUCCAUGAGCAGCAUCCUCAUGAGGAAGAUUCUCUUGCUUUCUGCCAGCAUAUAAUACCCAGCAACACAGACUUUGCCUUCAGGUUUUACAGGCAAGCAACUGUCCAAGCACCUGGCAAGAAUAUUUUCUUCUCCCCAGUCAGUGUCUCUGCUGCCUUUGCCCUGCUGGCCCUCGGCUCCAGAGCCACAACCCAGGUUCAGCUGCUGGAGGGGCUGGCCUUUAAUCUCACCAACAACAGGGAGGAGGAGAUACACCAUGGCUUUCAUCAUCUCCUUCUCUUGCUGAACCGUCCUGGCAGCCAGGUGGAGCUGAGCAUGGGAAAUACCUUGUUUAUGGACAAACACCUGAAGCCACUGACAGCAUUUCUGAAGGACAUAAAAAAACUGUACAAAGCAGAAAUUAUUUCUAGUAACAUUCAGAAUUCUACUGAGGCUAAAAAAGAGAUCAAUGAUCAUAUAAAAAACAAAACCCAUGGGAAGAUAAAUCAAAUACUGAAAGACCUCAAUCCAAACUCUUUAAUGGUACUUGUUAACUAUAUUUAUUUCAAAGCCUACUGGGAAAAUCCUUUCAAUAUGAAGGGGACUCACACGGAUUAUUUCUAUGUGAAUGCAAAGACAUUGGUUGAAGUGAAGAUGAUGGUUCGAGAUAGCUUUUAUGACAUAUAUUCUGACAAGAAGCUGUCAUGCAAGGUGGUGAGGAUUCCUUACAAGGGAAAUGUUUCAGCAUUGUUCAUUCUGCCCAAUGAAGGAAAAAUGAAAUGGCUGGAGGAUGGUCUGAUGAAAGACACGCUGUCUAAAUGGGAAAAAUCACUUGAAAGACGGAGGAUGGAAGUGUAUAUUCCAAAAGUAUCCAUUUCUGGCACCUAUGACUUAAAGAAGAUAUUCAUGAAUCUGGGUGUAAUAGAUGUGUUUUCUGACCAGGCUAAUCUGUCUGGAAUCACAGGAAAGUCUGAUCUGAAGGUUUCAAGAGCUAUUCACAAGGCGCUGCUGAACAUUCACGAGAAUGGCACAGAGGCUGCAGCAGUCACUGGCACAGAGUUUGCUCCUCAUUCUGUUCCUCCUGUUAUAAAGUUCAACCGUCCAUUUUUGCUGUUGAUUGUUGAUCAGUACACUGAAAGUAUCCUCUUCAUAGGAAAAAUUGUAAACCCACUGAAAAAUGAUUGAUCAAUGGCAAGUCUUAUUGAUUUGAUUUGCAUGUAUGCAUUAAUAGUCUGAUGUAAUUAAAAUUAUAUCAAAUCUUUUA
Molecule: messenger RNA, 1522 nt
Organism: Lagopus leucura (white-tailed ptarmigan)
Lineage: Eukaryota; Metazoa; Chordata; Aves; Galliformes; Phasianidae
Product: alpha-1-antitrypsin-like
Exons: 5
Coding region: 172-1443 (423 amino acids)
Biological process (GO): negative regulation of endopeptidase activity
Molecular function (GO): serine-type endopeptidase inhibitor activity
Source: RefSeq, a predicted model, not a curated record